Nothobranchius furzeri (turquoise killifish) is the source of this 1712-nucleotide messenger RNA. RefSeq names its product nipsnap homolog 2 (gene nipsnap2). Gene Ontology annotation, cellular component: mitochondrion. NCBI's taxonomy places the organism in Eukaryota, Metazoa, Chordata, Actinopteri, Cyprinodontiformes, Nothobranchiidae. The record is from RefSeq and is a predicted model, not a curated record.
CUGCCGCCACCUGCUGGUCACAUGUCGUAAUGGCCUCCACUCCAUUGAAAGAUGGCGACAAGAGUCCUUCAGAGAGUCCGCGGAGGGUUAGCUCCGGCUAAAACCGGGGCUCUCUCAGCUGGACAGCUCGUUUUCUGGGUCAGGGGCUUUGCCUCCUCCAGCAGCAGAAACCGAGAGGACAGCUGGUUUAAGUCUCUGUUUGUGAGGAAAGUGGAUCCCAGAAAGGAUGCACACUCCAACCUGCUGACAAAAAACGAGGAGAGCAACCUCUACAAAAUACAGUUUCAUAAUGUGAAGCCAGAGUGCCUCGAUGCAUACAACAAACUCUGCGAGGAUGUUCUACCUUCCAUUCAUGCCGAUAAGUACUAUCCUUGUGAGCUGGUGGGAACCUGGAAUACCUGGUAUGGAGAACAAGACCAGGCUGUUCAUCUGUGGCGUUACAGAGGUGGAUACCCUGCUCUGACUGAGGUUAUGAACAAGCUCAGGCAGAACAAGGAGUUUACAGCGUACAGAAUGGAGCGAGGGAAGAUGCUGUUGUCCCGCAGGAAUCAGCUCCUGCUGGAGUUCAGCUUCUGGAACGAGCCCGUGCCCCGAGAGGGCCCCAACAUCUACGAGCUCAGGUCCUACCAGCUCAGGCCAGGAACCAUGAUCGAGUGGGGUAAUUACUGGGCCAGAGCCAUUCAGUACCGCCAGCGUAACCGAGAGGCAGUUGGAGGGUUCUUCUCACAGAUUGGUGACCUCUACAUGGUUCAUCACCUUUGGGCUUAUAAAGACCUUCUGUCCAGAGAAGAGACGAGGAACGCCGUCUGGCAGCAGGAGGGCUGGCAUGAGGUUGUGUAUUACACAGUCCCACUCAUUCAGCGCAUGGAUUCAAGGAUCAUGAUCCCAACAAAGGCUUCCCCUCUGAAGUGAACAAGUGGAUAUCAGCUUUUCUUUGAAUUUUACAUCCAUCUUGGGUAUCGGCCAUGGGUCCAAACCCCCUGUCUACCAAACGUCCCACUUUUAUUGUUUGGUUUUACUCCAUGUUUCUUUAUUUCUCCAAGAACUUAUUUGGACAAAUGAGGCUAAAUGAUCUGGGGUUAGAAUAGACACCAGAAGCUCCUGACACACUCCGUGUCUCGUCGUUUGGGUGAGGCGAGUUAAUUAGGUCCAGUUAGAGCCUCCUGAUGGUCGUCAUGUGCAGCAUCUCGUGCCACAUUAAAACAGUUUCUGACGAGAGCUUAUCUCUCAUUUUGGAACCAACCAAAGUUACUUGAAACAAACGAGCAGCUGUAUAUCAGGGUGGUGGGUGGGAAUAGUUUAAGCCUUUUAUUUAUUUAAAAUACAUUUAGAGUACUUGGUGUUUUAAAUGUCUGAGGAAUUUCUUUGUAUAUUCAUUUAAGAUAAAAAUCUUCCUGUUGCCAAUCAUGAAGAUAAAGUGUGACAUGGUGCAGAGAGCAAAUAUCCUGGUUUUCAUUCUCCUCACUCUCUGCCCUGUGGUGUUUAAAGUUUCCCGGUGCCGUGUUUGUACUCGUUUUCUCGUGGCAACAGCAUGCCUGGUUUUAUCGUCUUUGUUUUUAAUCCAACAGGUUUCACGGGGGUGAUACGAAGGUAUGCUGCUCCUCACUGUAACAGACGGUUUAUUAGCUAGGAAACCACCGUUCUCCUUUAAGGAACUCAUGUUCAAAGAUGAGAAAAAGAACAAGAUAUUAAAGUCAUUCAGACAUCCUUUA